AUGCAAACAGUGGGUACACGAUUAAAGCGAGAAUAUUGUAAGCAAUUUCUUGCAACAGGUAAACGCCGUAAACGAUGCUUCGGGAAUACAAAUACCUUUUCGGAUACGUAUGAAGAAUUCUCCCAUGACUCAUCAAUUUCGGCAACAGAUGAAGAUGACUCUUCGGUUAUGGACACCAGCAACUCUGAAUCUUCUGAUCAUGAUGAGCACUCGUCCUCGGAGGAAAAUGAAAGCAGCUUCUUCAGUAUUGAAGAAUCAUCUUUUGACUCUUCAGGAGCAGCGACAUAUUUAGAUAAGUCUUCGAGUAUGGAAAUCAGUGACUCCAAAUCUAUUGAUGAUGAUGAGGAUUCGUCCUCAGGGAAAGAUAAAAGCAGUUCGUUUAGUAUUGAAGAAUCAUCUUUUGACUCUUCAGGAGCAGCGACAUAUUUAGAUACGUCUUCGAGCAUGGAAAUCAGUGACUCCAAAUCUAUUGAUGAUGAAGAGGAUUCGUCCUCAGGAAAAGAUAAAAGCAGUUCGUUCAGUAUUGAACAAUCAUCUUUUGACUCUUCAGGAGCAGCGACAUAUUUAGAUAUGUCUUCGAGCAUGGAAAUAAGUGACUCUAAAUCUAUUGAUGAUGAAGAGGAUUCGUUCUCAGGAAAAGAUAAAAUCAGUUCGUUCAGUAUUGAACAAUCAUCUUUUGACUCUUCAGGAGCAGCGACAUAUUUAGAUACGUCUUCGAGCAUGGAAAUUAGUGACUCUAAAUCUAUUGAUGAUGAAGAGGAUUCGUCCUCAGGAAAAGAUAAAAGUAGCUCCUUUAGUAAUGAAGAAUUAUCCCUUGAAUCUUCAGGUACAGACACAGAUGUCGAUAAGUCUUCGAGUUUGGAAACCGAAGAAUCAGGAUUUAUUGAUGAUGAUAAGCAUCCGUUUUCAAACGAGUCUAAGUCCUCUGAUAAUGGCGAAAAAGAAUACUACACCAAAGAAGAUUCAUUUAUGUUUUCGGCCGGCGAUAGCUCUGAAUUUUCUGACGAAGAUAGAGAACGGAGUUACGAGGAGAAAUACUUAGAAUCUUCGGCAGCACCAACGGCUGAAGAACGUUCUGAGACUGCAGCUAUAGAUUCUGAAUCUCCGUCGUCUUCAAUCGGUAAUGCAGAAACAACAAACACAUUUUCUACGAUCUCCGAAGCAACCGCUUUAUCUGAAACCUCGAAAUCAUCUGAAGCGACAAUUGGUUCUUCUUCCGAAACAACAAUUCUGCCAACCACGGCUACAGCUACAAAUUCUGAAUCUCCGUCGUCUUCAUUCGGAAAUGCAGAAACAACAAACUCAUUAUCUUCGAUCUCCGAAGCAACCACUUUAUCUGAAACCUCGAAAUCCUCUGAAGCAACAACUGGCUCUUCUUCCGAAACAACAAUUCUGCCAACGACGGCUACAGCUACAGAUUCUGAAUCUCCGUCGUCUUCAAGCGAAAAUGCAGAAAUAACAAACACAUUUUCUACGAUCUUCGAAGCACCUACUUUAUCUGAAACCUCGAGAUUAUCUGAAGCAACAAUUUUGCCAACCACGACUACAGCUACAGAUUCUGAAUCUCCGUCGCCUUCAGUCGGAAAUGCAGAAACAACUUUAUCUGAAACCUCGAAAUCGUCUAAAGCAACAACUGGCUCUUCUUCCGAAACAACAAUUCUGCCAACCACGGCUACAGCUACAGAUUCUGAAUCUGCGUCGUCUUCAACCGAAAAUACAGACACAACAAAACCAUCAACUACGAUCUCCGAAACAACCACUUUAUCUGCAACCUCGAAAUCGUCUGAAGCAACAACUGGCUCUUCUUCCGAAACAGCAAUUCUGCCAACGACGUCUACAGCUACAGAUUCUGAAUCUCCGUCGUCUUCAAGCGGAAAUGCAGAAACAACAAACACAUUUUCUACGAUCUCCGAAGCUACCACUUUGUCUGAAACCUCGAAAUCGUCUGAAGCAACAACUGGCUCUUCUUCCGAAACAGCAAUUCUGGCAACCACGGCUACAGCUACAGAUUCUGAAUCUCCGUCGUCUUCAAUCCGAAAUGCAGGAACAACAAACACAUUAUCUACGAUCUCCGAAGCUACCACUUUAUCUGAAACCUCGAAAUCGUCUGAAGCAACAAUUGGGUCUUCUUCCGAAACAGCAAUUCUGCCAACGACGUCUACAGCUACAGAUUCUGAAUCUCCGUCGUCUUCCAGCGGAAAUCCAGAAACAACAAACACAUUUUCUACGAUCUCCGAAGCUACCACUUUAUCUGAAACCUCGAAAUCGUCUGAAGCAACAAUUGGGUCUUCUUCCGAAACAACAAUUCUGCCAACGACGGCUACAGCUACAGAUUCUGAAUCUCCGUCGUCUUCAAGCGGAAAUGCAGAAGCAACAAACACAUUUUCUACGAUCUCCGAAGCUACCACUUUAUCUGAAACCUCGAAAUCAUCUGAAGCAACAACUGGCUCUUCUUCCGAAACAACAAUUCUGCCAACGUCGGCUACCGCUACAGAUUCUGAAUCUCCGUCGUCUUCAAGCGGAAAUGCAGAAGCAGCAAACACAUUUUCUACGAUCUCCGAAGCUACCACUUUAUCUGAAACCUCGAAAUCGUCUGAAGCAACAACUGGCUCUUCUUCCGAAACAGCAAUUCUGCCAACGACGUCUACAGCUACAGAUUCUGAAUCUCCGUCGUCUUCAAGCGGAAAUGCAGAAACAACAAACACAUUUUCUACGAUCUCCGAAGCUACCACUUUAUCUGAAACCUCGAAAUCGUCUGAAGCAACAAUUUUGCCAAUCGCGGCUACAGUUACAGGUUCUGAAUCUCCGUCGUCUUCAAUCGGAAAUGCAGAAACAACAAACACAUUUUCUACGAUCUCCGAAGCUACCACUUUAUCUGAAACCUCGAAAUCGUCUGAAGCAACAACUGGCUCUUCUUCCGAAGCAGCAAUUCUGCCAACCACAGCUACAGCUACAGUUACAGAUUCUGAAUCUCAGUCGUCUUCAAUCGGUAACGCAGAAACAACAAACACAUUUUCUACGAUCUCCGAAGCAACCACUUUAUCUGAAACCUCGAAAUCAUCUGAAGCAACAACUGGCUCUUCUUCCGAAACAACAAUUCUGCCAACCAAGGCUACAGCUAUAGAUUCUGAAUCUCCGUCGUCUUCAAUCGGAAAUACAGAAACAACAAACACACUUUCUACUAUCUCCGAAGCAACCACUUUAUCUGAAACCUCGAAAUCGUCUGAAGCAGCAACUGGCUCUCCUUCCGAAACAACAAUUCUGCCAACGACGGCUACAGCUACAGAUUCUGAAUCUCAGUCGUCUUCACUCGGUAACGCAGAAACAACAAACACAUUUUCUACAAUCUCCGAAGCUACCACUUUAUCUGAAACCUCGAAAUCAUCUGAAGCAACAACUGGUUCUUCUUCCGAAACAACAAUUCUGCCAACGUCGGCUACAGCUACAGAUUCUGAAUCUCCGUCGUCUUCAAGCGGAAAUGCAGAAACAACAAACACAUUUUCUACAAUCUCCGAAGCUACCACUUUAUCUGAAACCUCGAAAUCGUCUGAAGCAACAACUGGCUCUUCUUCCGAAACAACAAUUCUGCCAACGACGGCCACAGCAACAGAUUCUGAAUCUCCGUCGUCUUCAAGCGGAAAUGCAGAAACAACAAACACAUUUUCAACGAUCUCCGAAGCUACCACGUUAUCUGAAACCUCGAAAUCAUCUGAAGCAACAAUUUUGCCAACCACGGCUACAGCUACAGGUUCUGAAUCUCAGUCGUCUUCAAUCGGUAACGCGAAAACAACAAACACAUUUUCUACGAUCUCCGAAGCAACCACUUUAUCUGAAACCUCGAAAUCGUCUGAAGCAACAACUGGCUCUUCUUCCGAAACAACAAUUCUGCCAACGACGGCCACAGCUACAGAUUCUGAAUCUCCGUCGUCUUCAAGCGGAAAUGCAGAAACAACAAACACAUUUUCUACGAUCUCCGCAGCUACCACUUUAUCUGAAACCUCGAAAUCAUCUGAAACAACAAUUUUGCCAACCACGGCUACAGCUACAGGUUCUGAAUCUCCGUCGCCUCCAAUCGGAAAUGCAGAAACAACAAACACAUUUCCUACGAUCUCCGAAGCUACCACUUUGUCUGAAACCUCGAAAUCGUCUGAAGCAACAACUGGCUCUUCUUCCGAAACAGCAAUUCUGGCAACCACGGCUACAGCUACAGAUUCUGAAUCUCCGUCGUCUUCAAGCGGAAAUGCAGGAACAACAAACACAUUAUCUACGAUCUCCGAAGCUACCACUUUAUCUGAAACCUCGAAAUCGUCUGAAGCAACAACUGGCUCUUCUUCCGAAACAACAGUUCUGCCAACGACGGCUACAGCUACAGAUUCUGAAUCUCCGUCGUCUUCAAGCGGAAAUGCAGAAACAACAAACACAUUUUCUACGAUCUCCGAAGCUACCACUUCAUCAGAAACCUCGAAAUCAUCUGAAGCAACAACUGCCUCUUCUUCCGAAACAACAAUUCUGCCAACCACGGCUUCAGCUACAGAUUCUGAAACUCCGUCGUCUUCAAGCGGAAAUGCAGAAACGACAAACACAUUUUCUACAAUCUCCGAAGCAACCACUUUAUCUGAAACCUCGAAAUCAUCGGAAGCAACAAUUGGGUCUUCUUCCGAAACAACAAUUCUGCCAACCACGGCUACAGUUGCAGAUUCUGAACCUCCGUCGGCUUCAAUCGGAAAUGCAAAAACAACAGUCUCAUUAUCUACGAUCUCCGAAGCUACCGCUUUAUCUGAAACCUCGAAAUCGUCUGAAGCAAUAACUGCCUCUUCUUCCGAAACAGCAAUUCUGCCAACGACGGCUACAGCUACAUAUUCUGAAUCUGCGUCGUCUUUAAGCAGAAAUGCAGAAACAACAAACACAUUUUCUACGAUCUCCGAAGCUACCACUUUAUCUGAAACCUCGAAAUCGUCUGAAGCAAUAACUGGCUCUUCUUCCGAAGCAACAAUUCUGCCAACGACGGCUACAGCUACAAAUUCUGUAUCUCCGUCGUCUUCAAGCGGAAAUGCAGAAACAACAAACACAUUUUCUACGAUCUCCGAAGCUACCACUUUAUCUGAAACCUCGAGAUCAUCUGAAGCAACAAUUUUGCCAACCACGGCUAUAGCUACAGGUUCUGAAUCUCCGUCGUCUUCAAUCGGUAGCGCAGAAACAACAAACACAUUUUCUACGAUCUCCGAAGCAACCACGUUAUCUGAAACCUCGAAAUCAUCUGAAGCAACAACUGGCUCUUCUUCCGAAACAAAUAUUCUGCCAACGACGGCUAGAACUACAGAUUCUGAAUCUCCGUCGUCUUCAAGCGGAAAUGCAGAAACAACAAGCACAUUUUCCACGAUCUCCGAAGCUACCACUUUAUCUGAAACCUCGAAAUCGUCUGAAGCAACAACUGCCUCUUCUUCCGAAACAACAAUUCUGCCAACGACGGCCACAGCAACAGAUUCUGAAUCUCCGUCGUCUUCAAGCGGAAAUGCAGAAACAACAAACACAUUUUCUACGAUCUCCGAAGCUACCACUUCAUCAGAAACCUCGAAAUCAUCUGAAGCAACAACUGCCUCUUCUUCCGAAACAACAAUUCUGCCAACCACGGCUUCAGCUACAGAUUCUGAAACUCCGUCGUCUUCAAGCGGAAAUGCAGAAACGACAAACACAUUUUCUACAAUCUCCGAAGCAACCACUUUAUCUGAAACCUCGAAAUCAUCGGAAGCAACAAUUGGGUCUUCUUCCGAAACAACAAUUCUGCCAACCACGGCUACAGUUGCAGAUUCUGAACCUGCGUCGGCUUCAAUCGGAAAUGCAAAAACAACAGUCUCAUUAUCUACGAUCUCCGAAGCUACCGCUUUAUCUGAAACCUCGAAAUCGUCUGAAGCAAUAACUGCCUCUUCUUCCGAAACAGCAAUUCUGCCAACGACGGCUACAGCUACAUAUUCUGAAUCUGCGUCGUCUUUAAGCAGAAAUGCAGAAACAACAAACACAUUUUCUACGAUCUCCGAAGCUACCACUUUAUCUGAAACCUCGAAAUCGUCUGAAGCAAUAACUGGCUCUUCUUCCGAAGCAACAAUUCUGCCAACGACGGCUACAGCUACAAAUUCUGUAUCUCCGUCGUCUUCAAGCGGAAAUGCAGAAACAACAAACACAUUUUCUACGAUCUCCGAAGCUACCACUUUAUCUGAAACCUCGAGAUCAUCUGAAGCAACAAUUUUGCCAACCACGGCUAUAGCUACAGGUUCUGAAUCUCCGUCGUCUUCAAUCGGUAGCGCAGAAACAACAAACACAUUUUCUACGAUCUCCGAAGCAACCACGUUAUCUGAAACCUCGAAAUCAUCUGAAGCAACAACUGGCUCUUCUUCCGAAACAAAUAUUCUGCCAACGACGGCUAGAACUACAGAUUCUGAAUCUCCGUCGUCUUCAAGCGGAAAUGCAGAAACAACAAGCACAUUUUCCACGAUCUCCGAAGCUACCACUUUAUCGGAAACAUCGAAAUCGUCUGAAGCAACAACUGGCUCUUCUUCCGAAACAACAAUUCUGCCAACGACGGCUACAGCUACAGAUUCUGAAUCUCCGUCGUCUUCAGUCGGAAAUGCAGAAACAACUUUAUCUGAAAUCUCGAAAUCCUCUGAAGCAACAAUUGGCUCUUCUUACGAAACAACAAUUCUGCCAACCACGGCUACUGCUACAGAUUCUGAAUCUCCGUCGUCUUCAGUCGGAAAUGCAGAAACAACUUUAUCUGAAAUCUCGAAAUCGUCUGAAGCAACAUCUGGCUCUUCUUCCGAAACAACAAUUCUGCCAACGACGGCUACAGCUACAGAUUCUGAAUCUCCCUCGUCUUCAAGCGGAAAUGCAGAAACAACAAACACAUUUUCUGCGAUCUCCGAAGCAACCACUUUAUCUGAAACCUCGAAAUCAUCUGAAGCCACAAUUUUGCCAACCACGACUACAGCUACAGAUUCUGAAUCUUCGUCGUCUUCAGUGGGAAAUGCAGAAACAACUUUAUCUGAAAUCUCGAAAUCGUCUGAAGCAACAACUGGAUCUUCUUCCGAAACAACAAUUCUGCCAACGACGGCUACAGCUACAGAUUCUGAAUCUCCGUCGUCUUCAAGCGGAAAUGCAGAAACAACAAACACAUUUUCUACGAUCUCCGAAGCAACCACUUUAUCUGAAACCUCGAAAUCAUCUGAAGCCACAAUUUUGCCAACCACGACUACAGCUACAGAUUCUGAAUCUCCGUCGUCUUCAGUCGGAAAUGCAGAAACAACUUUAUUUGAAACCUCGAAAUCGUCUGAAGCAACAAUUGGCUCUUCUUCCGAAACAACAAUUCUGCCAACCACGGCUACAGCUAUAGAUUCUGAAUCUCCGUCGUCUUCAAUCGGUAAUGCAGAAACAACAAACACAUUUUCUACGAUCUCCGAAGCAACCACUUUAUCUGAAACCUCGAAAUCAUCUGAAGCAACAACUGGCUCUUCUUCCGAAACAACAAUUCUGCCAACAUCGGCUACAGCUACAGAUUCUGAAUCUCCGUCGUCUUCAAGCGGAAAUACAGAAACAACAAACACAUUUGCUACGAUCUCCGAAGCUACCACUUUAUCUGAAACCUCGAAAUCGUCUGAAGCAACAACUGGCUCUUCUUCCGAAACAACAAUUUUGCCAACCACGACUACAGCUACAGAUUCUGAAUCUCCGUCGUCUUCAGUCGGAAAUGCAGAAACAACUUUAUUUGAAACCUCGAAAUCGUCUGAAGCAACAAUUGGCUCUUCUUCCGAAACAACAAUUCUGCCAAUCACGGCUACAGCUAUAGAUUCUGAAUCUCCGUCGUCUUCAAUCGGAAAUGCAGAAACAACAAACACAUUUUCUACGAUGUCCGAAGCUACCACUUUAUCUGAAACCUCGAAAUCAUCUGAAGCAACAACUGGCUCUUCUUCCGAAACAACAAUUCUGCCAACCAAGGCUACAGCUAUAGAUUCUGAAUCUCCGUCGUCUUCAAUCGGAAAUGCAGAAACAACAAACACAUUUUCUACUAUCUCCGAAGCAACCACUUUAUCUGAAACCUCGAAAUCGUCUGAAGCAGCAACUGGCUCUUCUUCCGAAACAACAAUUCUGCCAACGACGGCUACAGCUACAGAUUCUGAAUCUCAGUCGUCUUCACUCGGUAACGCAGAAACAACAAACACAUUUUCUACAAUCUCCGAAGCUACCACUUUAUCUGAAACCUCGAAAUCGUCUGAAGCAACAACUGGCUCUUCUUCCGAAACAACAAUUCUGCCAACCAAGGCUACAGCUAUAGAUUCUGAAUCUCCGUCGUCUUCAAGCGGAAAUGCAGAAACAACAAACACAUUUGCUACGAUCUCCGAAGCUACCACUUUAUCUGAAACCUCGAAAUCGUCUGAAGCAACAACUGGCUCUUCUUCCGAAACAACAAUUUUGCCAACCACGACUACAGCUACAGAUUCUGAAUCUCCGUCGUCUUCAGUCGGAAAUGCAGAAACAACUUUAUUUGAAACCUCGAAAUCGUCUGAAGCAACAAUUGGCUCUUCUUCCGAAACAACAAUUCUGCCAACCACGGCUACAGCUAUAGAUUCUGAAUCUCCGUCGUCUUCAAUCGGUAAUGCAGAAACAACAAACACAUUUUCUACGAUCUCCGAAGCAACCACUUUAUCUGAAACCUCGAAAUCAUCUGAAGCAACAACUGGCUCUUCUUCCGAAACAACAAUUCUGCCAACAUCGGCUACAGCUACAGAUUCUGAAUCUCCGUCGUCUUCAAGCGGAAAUGCAGAAACAACAAACACAUUUGCUACGAUCUCCGAAGCUACCACUUUAUCUGAAACCUCGAAAUCGUCUGAAGCAACAACUGGCUCUUCUUCCGAAACAACAAUUUUGCCAACCACGACUACAGCUACAGAUUCUGAAUCUCCGUCGUCUUCAGUCGGAAAUGCAGAAACAACUUUAUUUGAAACCUCGAAAUCGUCUGAAGCAACAAUUGGCUCUUCUUCCGAAACAACAAUUCUGCCAACCACGGCUACAGCUAUAGAUUCUGAAUCUCCGUCGUCUUCAAUCGGUAAUGCAGAAACAACAAACACAUUUUCUACGAUCGCCGAAGCAACCACUUUAUCUGAAACCUCGAAAUCAUCUGAAGCAACAACUGGCUCUUCUUCCGAAACAACAAUUCUGCCAACAUCGGCUACAGCUACAGAUUCUGAAUCUCCGUCGUCUUCAAGCGGAAAUGCAGAAACAACAAACACAUUUUCUACGAUGUCCGAAGCUACCACUUUAUCUGAAACCUCGAAAUCAUCUGAAGCAACAAUUUUCCCAACCACAGCUACAGCUACAGCUACAGAUUCUGAAUCUCCGUCGUCUUCAGUCGGAAAUGCAGAAACAACAAACACAUUUUCUACGAUGUCCGAAGCAACCACUUUAUCUGAAACCUCGAAAUCAUCUGAAGCAACAACUGGCUCUUCUUCCGAAACAACAAUUCUGCCAACGUCGGCUACAGCUACAGAUUCUGAAUCUCCGUCGUCUUCAAGCGGAAAUGCAGAAACAACAAACACAUUUUCUACGAUCUCCGAAGCUACCACUUUAUCUGAAACCUCGAAAUCAUCUGAAGCAACAACUGGCUCUUCUUCCGAAACAACAAUUUUGCCAACCACGACUACAGCUACAGAUUCUGAAUCUCCGUCGUCUUCAGUCGGAAAUGCAGAAACAACUUUAUUUGAAACCUCGAAAUCGUCUGAAGCAACAAUUGGCUCUUCUUCCGAAACAACAAUUCUGCCAACCACGGCUACAGCUAUAGAUUCUGAAUCUCCGUCGUCUUCAAUCGGUAAUGCAGAAACAACAAACACAUUUUCUACGAUCUCCGAAGCAACCACUUUAACAGAAACCUCGAAAUCAUCUGAAGCCACAAUUUUGCCAACCACGACUACAGCUACAGGUUCUGAAUCUCCGUCGUCUUCAGUCGGAAAUGCAGAAACAACUUUAUUUGAAACCUCGAAAUCGCCUGAAGCAACAACUGGCUCUUCUUCCGAAACAACAAUUCUGCCAACGUCGGCUACAGCUACAGAUUCUGAAUCUCCGUCGUCUUCAAGCGGAAAUGCAGAAGCAACAAACACAUUUUCUACGAUCUCCGAAGCUACCACUUUAUCUGAAACCUCGAAAUCGUCUGAAGCAACAACUGGCUCUUCUUCCGAAACAGCAAUUCUGCCAACGACGUCUACAGCUACAGAUUCUGAAUCUCCGUCGUCUUCAAGCGGAAAUGCAGAAACAACAAACACAUUUUCUACGAUCUCCGAAGCUACCACUUUAUCUGAAACCUCGAAAUCGUCUGAAGCAACAAUUGGGUCUUCUUCCGAAACAGCAAUUCAGCCAACGACGUCUACAGCUACAGAUUCUGAAUCUCCGUCGUCUUCCAGCGGAAAUGCAGAAACAACAAACACAUUUUCUACGAUCUCCGAAGCUACCACUUUAUCUGAAACCUCGAAAUCGUCUGAAGCAACAAUUGGGUCUUCUUCCGAAACAGCAAUUCUGCCAACGACGUCUACAGCUACAGAUUCUGAAUCUCCGUCGUCUUCAAGCGGAAAUGCAGAAGCAACAAACACAUUUUCUACGAUCUCCGAAGCUACCACUUUAUCUGAAACCUCGAAAUCAUCUGAAGGAACAACUGGCUCUUCUUCCGAAACAACAAUUCUGCCAACGUCGGCUACAGCUACAGAUUCUGAAUCUCCGUCGUCUUCAAGCGGAAAUGCAGAAGCAACAAACACAUUUUCUACGAUCUCCGAAGCUACCACUUUAUCUGAAACCUCGAAAUCGUCUGAAGCAACAACUGGCUCUUCUUCCGAAACAGCAAUUCUGCCAACGACGUCUACAGCUACAGAUUCUGAAUCUCCGUCGUCUUCAAGCGGAAAUGCAGAAACAACAAACACAUUUUCUACGAUCUCCGAAGCUACCACUUUAUCUGAAACCUCGAAAUCGUCUGAAGCAACAAUUUUGCCAACCGCGGCUACAGUUACAGGUUCUGAAUCUCCGUCGUCUUCAAGCGGAAAUGCAGAAACAACAAACACAUUUUCUACGAUCUCCGAAGCUACCACUUUAUCUGAAACCUCGAAAUCGUCUGAAGCAACAACUGGCUCUUCUUCCGAAGCAGCAAUUCUGCCAACCACAGCUACAGCUACAGCUACAGAUUCUGAAUCUCAGUCGUCUUCAAUCGGUAACGCAGAAACAACAAACACAUUUUCUACGAUCUCCGAAGCAACCACUUUAUCUGAAACCUCGAAAUCAUCUGAAGCAACAACUGGCUCUUCUUCCGAAACAACAAUUCUGCCAACCAAGGCUACAGCUAUAGAUUCUGAAUCUCCGUCGUCUUCAAUCGGAAAUGCAGAAACAACAAACACAUUUUCUACUAUCUCCGAAGCAACCACUUUAUCUGAAACCUCGAAAUCGUCUGAAGCAGCAACUGGCUCUUCUUCCGAAACAACAAUUCUGCCAACGACGGCUACAGCUACAGAUUCUGAAUCUCAGUCGUCUUCACUCGGUAACGCAGAAACAACAAACACAUUUUCUACAAUCUCCGAAGCUACCACUUUAUCUGAAACCUCGAAAUCAUCUGAAGCAACAACUGGUUCUUCUUCCGGAACAACAAUUCUGCCAACGUCGGCUACAGCUACAGAUUCUGAAUCUCCGUCGUCUUCAAGCGGAAAUGCAGAAACAACAAACACAUUUUCUACGAUCUCCGAAGCAACCACUUUAUCUGAAACCUCGAAAUCAUCUGAAGCAACAACUGGCUCUUCUUCCGAAACAACAAUUCUGCCAACCACGGCUACAGCUACAGAUUCUGAAUCUCCGUCGUCUUCAAUCGGAAAUGCAGAAACAACAAACCCAUUAUCUACGAUCUCCGAAGCUACCACUUUAUCUGAAACCUCGAAAUCAUCUGAAGCAACAACUGGCUCUUCUUCCGAAACAACAAUUCUGCCAACGACGGCUACAGCUACAGAUUCUGAAUCUCCGUCGUCUUCAAGCGGAAAUGCAGAAACGACAAACACAUUUUCUACGAUCUCCGAAGCUACCACUUUAUCUGAAACCUCGAAAUCGUCUGAAGCAACAACUGGCUCUUCUUCCGAAACAACAAUUCUGCCAACGACGGCCACAGGUACAGAUUCUGAAUCUCCGUCGUCUUCAAGCGGAAAUGCAGAAACAACAAACACAUUUUCUACGAUCUCCGAAGCUACCACUUUAUCUGAAACCUCGAAAUCAUCUGAAGCAACAAUUUUGCCAACCACGGCUACAGCUACAGGUUCUGAAUCUCCGUCGCCUCCAAUCGGAAAUGCAGAAACAACAAACACAUUUCCUACGAUCUCCGAAGCUACCACUUUGUCUGAAACCUCGAAAUCGUCUGAAGCAACAACUGGCUCUUCUUCCGAAACAACAGUUCUGCCAACGACGGCUACAGCUACAGAUUCUGAAUCUCCGUCGUCUUCAAUCGGAAAUGCAGAAACAACAAACCCAUUAUCUACGAUCUCCGAAGCUACCACUUUAUCUGAAACCUCGAAAUCAUCUGAAGCAACAACUGGCUCUUCUUCCGAAACAACAAUUCUGCCAACCACGGCUACAGCUACAGAUUCUGAAUCUCCGUCGUCUUCAAUCGGAAAUGCAGAAACAACAAACCCAUUAUCUACGAUCUCCGAAGCUACCACUUUAUCUGAAACCUCGAAAUCAUCUGAAGCAACAACUGGCUCUUCUUCCGAAACAACAAUUCUGCCAACGACGGCUACAGCUACAGAUUCUGAAUCUCCGUCGUCUUCAAGCGGAAAUGCAGAAACGACAAACACAUUUUCUACGAUCUCCGAAGCUACCACUUUAUCUGAAACCUCGAAAUCGUCUGAAGCAACAACUGGCUCUUCUUCCGAAACAACAAUUCUGCCAACGACGGCCACAGGUACAGAUUCUGAAUCUCCGUCGUCUUCAAGCGGAAAUGCAGAAACAACAAACACAUUUUCUACGAUCUCCGAAGCCACCACUUUAUCUGAAACCUCGAAAUCAUCUGAAGCAACAAUUUUGCCAACCACGGCUACAGCUACAGGUUCUGAAUCUCCGUCGCCUCCAAUCGGAAAUGCAGAAACAACAAACACAUUUCCUACGAUCUCCGAAGCUACCACUUUGUCUGAAACCUCGAAAUCGUCUGAAGCAACAACUGGCUCUUCUUCCGAAACAACAGUUCUGCCAACGACGGGUACAGCUACAGAUUCUGAAUCUCCGUCGUCUUCAAGCGGAAAUGCAGAAACGACAAACACAUUGUCUACGAUCUCCGAAGCAACCACUUUAUCUGAAACCUCGAAAUCAUCUGAAGCAACAAUUGGCUCUUCUUCCGAAACAACAGUUCUGCCAACCACGGCUACGGCUGCAGAUUCUGAAUCUCCGUUGUCUUCAAUCGGAAAUGCAGAAACAACUUUUUCUGAAACCUCGAAAUCAUCUGAAGCCACUAUUGGCUCUUUUUCCGAAACAACAAUUCUGCCAACCACAGCUACAGUUACAGAUUCUGAAUCUCCGUCGUCUUCAAUCGGAAAUGCAAAAACAACAAACACAUUUCCUACGAUCUCCGAAGCAACCACUUUAUCUGAAACCUCGUAA
Molecule: messenger RNA, 13653 nt
Organism: Anastrepha ludens (Mexican fruit fly)
Lineage: Eukaryota; Metazoa; Arthropoda; Insecta; Diptera; Tephritidae
Product: serine-rich adhesin for platelets-like
Exons: 1
Coding region: 1-13653 (4550 amino acids)
Source: RefSeq, a predicted model, not a curated record